AUGACAGAUAAGCUUCCUCCACCUUUGUUAGCACUUUUUCAAGCACGUCCGCCUUUGAGAUAUCUUCCUCCAUGUGAUAUUGCACCAUCUUUACGGAGGACUCCAAGGAUCUCUGGAAUUGCUCGAUAUGUGCCUUUACUGGCAGAUUAUGACAAAGACUAUCAGCCUACAGAGUCAUGGCUGGAGAAACGUGAGCGUCGUCGUGAAGAAAAGAAAAAAAUACAAGAAGAAGUUAUUCGUAAGGGCCUUGCAGCAUAUCGCCCUAGACAAGAUCCAAAUAUCAAGGGAGAUCCGUACAAAACACUUUUUGUAUCUCGAUUAAGCUAUAAAGUGACAGAACAAGACUUGAUGCGUGAAUUUGGUCGAUAUGGUGCAAUUGAGAGAAUCCGCCUAGUAACAAAUGUGAAAAAUAAUAAACCUAUGGGGUAUGCGUUUAUUGUAUAUGAACGGGAAAGAGAUAUGAAAGCUGCUUACCGGGAAAUGGAUGGUGUGCGUAUCAAAGAUCGCCGAACAAUAGUUGAUGUUGAGAGAGGCAGAACGGUAAAUGGAUGGAAGCCUAGGCGUCUAGGUGGAGGAUUAGGAGGCAGGGGGUAUACAAAAGGAGCAUUGAUCCGUCCUUCAGCAUACAGUGAUCGUGGAGGACGAGAUGAUAGAUAUCGAGGUAGCGGAUAUCGUGGUUCAAGCUAUAAAGAUCAUCCUGGAGGAGUUCAUGGAAGUUUUAGGUCAUCAUUAAGUGAUAGAGGUGGGUCUAGUGACAGGCAUAGAGGAUCAAGGUCUGGUAUUGGGUAUAAGAGUUCUGAUAAAGAUUUGUUUAAAAGUGGGCGCCAAGAAUCUUUAUCCGGACAGAGUGGCCCGCAUUAUUCAGAUGUUCCUACAGGAACGCCCACUGGACCUUCUGGACAGGGUUCAAGUGCAUCUCGUUAUAAGAGUCAUGAAAGUACGGAUGCUAAAUACGGAAGUAAUACGGAUUACUUAUCUAGUGGGCAUCAUGAUCGUAAAGAAUCAGAUAAGCAUAGUAAAUCGGAUCAUAAGUAUGAACAUAGUGCUCGUGAUGAUAGAAGACGAGACCAUGAGGGUUAUGGUCGAGAAAAAGACAAAGAUCGUUCUCCUAAAAGAAGGAGAUAUUGA
This is a messenger RNA of Pneumocystis jirovecii RU7, 1128 nucleotides long. RefSeq lists its product as uncharacterized. Gene Ontology annotation, molecular function: U1 snRNA binding; mRNA binding. The record is from RefSeq and is a predicted model, not a curated record. Gene Ontology annotation, biological process: mRNA splicing, via spliceosome. The transcript has 4 exons. The coding region runs from base 1 to 1128 and encodes 375 amino acids. Lineage: Eukaryota; Fungi; Ascomycota; Pneumocystomycetes; Pneumocystales; Pneumocystaceae. Gene Ontology annotation, cellular component: U1 snRNP; U2-type prespliceosome; precatalytic spliceosome.